Messenger RNA from Spirodela intermedia, 3722 nucleotides. Lineage: Eukaryota; Viridiplantae; Streptophyta; Magnoliopsida; Alismatales; Araceae. The record is from the annotation of a GenBank genome assembly.
AUGGCAGGUCUCGAUGCCGUCUCCGACCCUUCGAAGGUUUGCAUAAAGGGGAUGGACUUCCCCGAUCUUGAAGUAGGUCUCUAGUCCUUCAUCCCUUCAUAAAUCUCAUCGUGAAGUAGAUGCUCUGAAAUAUGUAGCAAUUGGCAAUGGCGAGUACGAUUGUGACGUUGCCUGUUCUAAUGUCUGUACUUCGUUUUGAGUAGAAUUGGGCUCAAUCACAUGGGUUCAGGUCUGGGCAGGCAUUAAUGCUCUGGAAACUCCUUUAUGGUAACAAUAUAUGGGCGAAUUCUCCUGACGAGUUGAAAGGUGUGGAUUUCUAUUUCUAUCCCAUGAUUUUAGAUAUUUUCCAUGAAUCACGAUGAUCUUUGCUAAAAAAUUCCCGUAUGAAAUGAAGAUGUCUCUCAGAUUAGAUAUACGCUGAUCUUGUUAUCUCUAUCUAGUUUAAAGAUGAAUCACAUUUCUAUGAGAAUUCGAUCAAGUUUUGCCUCUCAUUUCUGCUGCAAUCAUGAUUUCCGACUAAAGGACAACCCUGAGCUCUAGUACCAUGUUAAACUCGGAUGAAUCAGAUUCCUAUGAUCAUGGGUGCACUGGAACGCCCCAAUUAAGACGAUGCCUGUUGACUUCCUGCUAUCAAUUGUCAAAGUAUGUUCCUCUUUGAUGAAUUGGGUGUUUCCAUAGCUCCGGCAUGUUGGAUUGGAUCUUAUUGAAAUUAUGGAGAUAACUUUUUGGGGUUUCUUGGUAACUACUAACGCAUUCUUGUCCAUACAAUAUCGAUUGGCCACAAUAGACAUUUAUGCCCUAUAUGCAACUAAGAUAGAUCAGCUUAGAUGCCUACCCGAAGAUCAUUUCCUAGCCCUCCGGUUCUUACAUCAUGCUAGUCAUCUCCACAAGACGAUCACAUGUGAUGAGUCAGAUCACGGUGUGGUUAGAUCCUACGACUGAAGAAAGCCAGGGUUUCUUCCCCGUAGAGAUGGUCUCCUCUUCACUGGUUAUUAAAGUGUUGACGUUGACCAAUAUGUCUUCAUCACAUGGGGAAAGAAGAACGGUUUUUCUUGGGGAAUCCACUUAGUUUCUCCUUUGACCCCUUAGCAUAUGUGUCACACAGAUCCUGAGAAUGGUGCAAAACCAGUGGAAGCCCAUUUACUUACAUGUGCCAGUCGUCAUGUGUGGACAGGGCCAGUGAGGUGUCAACAGUUGAGAACGCGAGAAAUUCCCAUCAUUGGUGGAGGUAGGGGUGGAAAUUAUCAGCAGAAUGUUCCGGCAUACCAGAUUUAGCAUCCGCCAUUAUUGUGGCUUCUCUAUCCGACGGUUUAUUCAGUGAUGAUUCCGUAUGUUGCAGGUUUAAAUAAGGACUUCAAGAAGAUGGUCAGUGAGAACGUUGCUUUUAAGUCCCUGUCGCUGAAAAGUAUCUUCACUGCAUCAGAUGGAACUAGAAAGGUACCUCUCAGCUUCUUUUACUGUAUUCUCUCCCCUUCUCUCUCCCUCUCUCUCUCUCUCUCUCUCUCUCUCUCUCUCUCUCUCUGCACGUAUAUGUAUGAAUAGUACCUUCUAAAAUUAUUUUAAAUUUUUAAAUGAAAUCCUUACUGAUAAAAACAUUAGAUACUUGCAGAUAUUAUUCACAUUACAAGAUGGGUCGGUGAUAGAAACAGUUGUGAUUCCAUGCAGCGGGGGGAGGACGACUCUCUGUGUCUCAAGUCAAGUUGGAUGCGCCAUGAACUGCCAGUUCUGCUACACUGGCAGGUAAAAUCUCUCUACACAUCUAUCACCCUCCUUCAAUUGGAGUUAUUUUGUUGAUUUUUUGUGCUUUAAAACAACAAGAGAUUACUGGUUCAGGAUGGGCUUAAAACGGCAUUUGACAGCAGCUGAAAUAGUAGACCAAGCAGUCUUCGCUCAACGCUUGCUUUCAAGCGAGCUUGGAUCGAUCACGAAUGUUGUGUUCAUGGUGAGUGCAUAAAGAUCUUAUCCUUGGUGAGAAAAUUAUAAGUUUCUAGAGAAAAAAAUUUUAUAUGAUCAAAUUAAUCAGGAGUUUUGAAGAGCACACUUUUUUUUUUAAUUCUGUAGGAAAUAUGCAUCUGUUCUUUCCAUUAUUUGUUCUUUAGUGCUAUUUCUAUAUUACCCAAGAAAACUGAAGAGCACAGACCAGAGUUUUUUUUGAAAAAAAAAUAAUCCAUGUAUUAUUCACAAUUUUUGUUCUUUUUGCUAUUGCUAGAUUUCCUAGGAAUUACCCAGACCAUAUUUUAUUUUUAUUUUAUAAAAAUCCCAUCUUUAUUUUUUGGUGCUACUUUCAGAUUCAAUUUUUCUAUCAUGGAAUUACCCAAUAAGCCUAAAGAGCACAGGCCAGAGAUCUUUCUUUCUUUUUUCAGAAAUCCCCAUCUCUUCUGCCUAAUAUUUGUCCUUGGUGCCAUUUUUGUUGAUUAGGGCAUGGGAGAGCCACUCCACAACGUGGACAACGUCAUCAAAGCCGCUUCCAUAAUGGUUGACAAACAGGGCCUCCAGUUCAGCCCUCGCAAGGUCACUGUCUCCACCAGUGGUCUCGUCCCCCAGCUGAAGCGCUUCCUGCGGGAGUCAACCUGCGCCAUUGCAGUGAGCCUCAAUGCCACUACCGACGAGGUCAACCCCUCCCAAUAUCUCUUAAGAAUCCGCACAUUGCUCUCAUUUAAGGCAUGGCUAUCCUCUUGAGGGGGUUGACUCGUCGGAACUUUCCAGGUCCGGAACUGGAUCAUGCCGGUCAACAGGAAGUACAACCUGGCCUUGCUCCUUGGAACCCUCAGGGAGGAGCUCCGCCUCAAGCACAAGUACAAGGUGCUGUUCGAGUAUGUGAUGCUCGAUGGAGUCAACGACAGGUUUGUCCCAGGACACCUUGACCAUCCCCUUGGUUUCUUUCUGGUUGUAGAGGAUGAGAACUCCUAGGGGCGUUGACCCGCCAUGAGGGCCCAGAAACUGAACAUUGGCCAGGUCUGAAAUUUCUACUCUUAGGCUGGGAAACCAACCAGGGCAAAGAGAAAAUCUGCCAGGCCCAGUGGGGGUCAACGGGCCUGGCCAAUUUCCUGCUUCUGGGGUUUCACCCCUUUCCGGGUUUAAUAAGAAUGGUAAAUAUCAGCAGGCUGGUCCGAUUUUCUGCUUCCAGGCCUUUUUUCCCUUCUGAGUAUGACAAGACUGGUCAACGCAGCAGGCUGGGCCAAUUUUCUGCUUCCGGACUUCUUUUCCCUUCUGGGUAUAACACUUCUGGUCAACGCAACAGGCUGGACCAAUUUUCUGCUUCCGGGCUUUCUUUGCCCCCUAUGGGAUAAAUAAGACUGGAGGGUCAAGAUUAGAAUACUGGAUCGUUGACCAGAAACUGCACCGAAUCUUCUUCAAUUAUUCAUUUCAGCGCCAUUGUCGCUGCUUCCAUUCUUUACAGCUUAGAGGAUGCGGAGAGGCUGGUGGAGCUGGUGAGGGGGAUCCCCUGCAAGAUCAAUCUGAUCAAGUUCAACCCCCACCAGGGAUCGAUGUUCAGGCCGAGCCCGGAGGAGCGGAUGAUCGAGUUCCGCAAUGCCCUGGCAGCCGGCGGCUGUGUCGUCCUCCUCAGAUUCAGCAAAGGGGAUGACCAGAUGGCCGCCUGCGGCCAGCUGGGCAGGCCGGCGGAGCACCAGGUGCCGUUGCUUCGGGUUCCCUCGCAGUUCCGCGCCGCCAUGGAGAGAGAACAGGUGAGCCCAUCAUCUCCCUUUCCGGUGGAUUUCUGA